CAAUUAGUUUAGACAGUCAGGAGAGCUUGAAGUCAGUCUACUCCUCCAAUGACAAAUUAAAACACCCAUUACUCCUACUUCGAUCUGUGGAAAUCCCGGCGGAGUUUUGGAUUUAUUUAAAAACAUGGGAUUUGAGUUGGAUCGGUUUAAAGGGGCUGUGGACCCAGAUUUUAAAUGCAAUUUGUGUAAUAAGGUUCUAGAAGACCCGCUCACUACUCCGUGUGGUCACGUCUUCUGCGCAAACUGUGUGCUGCCAUGGGUUAUCCAGAAAAGCAUCUGCCCCGUCAAAUGUCAAAGGAUCUCCACGACAGAGCUGAACCACGUUCUCCCUCUGAAAAACCUGAUUCUGAAGCUGGACAUAAAGUGUGACAACCAUGCCAGAGGCUGUGAAAAAGUGGUAAAGCUGCAUCAUCUAGCAGAGCAUGCCGAGAUGUGCGAUUACUCACCGGCCAAAUGCAGGAAUAAAGGAUGCAAGGAGGUGCUCAAUCUGAAGGACAUGGAUGCCCAUAUGCGCGAAUCGUGUGAUUACAGACCGGUCGGGAUAUGCGACAGUGGAUGUGGCUUGAUGCUCAUCCACAAAGAGCAAAAAUUAGACACCCAUUGCUGUUUGAAAGCCAUGAAAGCACAUAAUAGUGCAUUGCACGGGAAGGUGGUCAACUUGGACAAAGAGUUCAAAAAGCAAUCAUUGAAAUCAAGCAAAAGAGAGAAAUCACUUAUUGCUCAACUCUCCGCGGUGCACAAUGAGCUACAAAUGACAGCGCUGAAGUAUCAGAAGAAAUUCACUGAAUACAGUGCAAGGAUCGAUUCGCUGACUAGGACCCUUGCUCCCCCGUGCAAGGGCGGGGAGACAAAAAACCUCACAGCCAUCCUUCAUCGGGAGGGAGGUUCUCUGGGCUUCAACAUCGUGGGAGGACGACCAUGUGCGGACGACCAGGAAGGCACUUCGAAUGAAGGAAUUUUUGUAUCCAAGAUCGUUGAGAAGGGACCAACAGACAAGGAGGGAGGCCUUCAGAUCCACGACAGAAUAAUGGAGGUGAAUGGGAAGGACCUGUCCAAGGCCACCCAUGACCAGGCAGUGGAGGUCUUCCGUACGGCCAAGGAGCCCAUCAUGGUCCAUGUGCUUCGCCGGGCCCCCCGCCCCAAACCCUCCAUCCCUGCCUCAGACACCGAGGUGGUAGACAUCAGCACCCAGACAGACAUCACCUUUGAACACAUCAUGGCCCUCACCAAGCUACCUGCCACCACCCCCACCGUGGCUGUGCUGGAGCAAUACCUAAUGCCUGAGGAGCAUUCCCCUGGGCACGAGUACUUUGACCCCAAUGAUUUCCUAGAGGGCAUGCAGCAGGAGAUGGAUCGAGAGGAGCUGGAAUAUGAGGAAGUGGAUUUGUACAGAACCAACAUCCAGGACAAGCUUGGUUUGACUGUCUGCUACAGGACUGAUGAUGAGGACGAGACUGGGAUCUAUGUCAGUGAGAUUGACCCAAACAGCAUCGCUGCAAAGGAUGGCAGGAUCAGAGAGGGAGAUAGAAUUAUCCAGAUCAAUGGAAUUGAGAUCCAGAACCGAGAGGAUGCUGUGGCUUUGUUGACCAGUGAGGAGAAUCAGAAUGUGUGCCUACUGGUAGCCAGACCAGAGAUCCAGCUGGAUGAGGGUUGGAUGGAUGACGACAGGAAUGACUUCCUGGAUGACCUCCACAUGGACAUGCUGGAGCAGCAGCACCACCAGGCCAUGCAGUUCACCGCCAGCAUGCUGCAGCAGAAGAAGCAUGAGGAGGAUGGUGGAACAACAGACACAGCCACCCUGUUGUCCAACCACCACGAGAAGGAUAGUGGGGUUGGCCGCACCGACGAGAGCACGCGCACCGACGAGAGCACACGCAACGACGAGAGCUCUGAGCAGGAGAACCUGGGGGAUGACCAGACUACAGCCUCCAACACACUGGGCAGCUGCAGCCGCAGGAAGCUGACCUACAGCCAGGACACCGUGGGCAGCACUGAACUGCCUUUCAGCAGUGAGUCCUUCAUCUCUGCAGACUACGACCAUGCUGACUUCCUGGGUAUCCCUGCCGAUGAGUGUGAGCGCUUCCGAGAGCUCCUGGAGCUGAAGUGCCAGGUGAGGAGUGUGGGGGGCCCCCAUGGCCUGUACUGCCAGAGUGCCAGGGCCGGAAGGGCCGAAGAGGGGGUGGACAAGGAGCUGGAGCUGCUGAACGAGGAGCUGCACAGCAUUGAGCUUGAAUGUCUCAACAUCGUCCGGGCCCACAAGAUGCAGCAGCUAAGGGAGCAGUACCGUGAGUCGUGGAUGCUGCACAACAGCGGCUUCCGCAACUACAACACCAGCAUCGAUGCGCGCCGCCACGAGCUCUCUGACAUUAAUGAACUGCCCGAGAAGUCGGACAAGGACAGCUCCAGCGCCUACAACACUGGAGAGAGCUGCCGCAGCACCCCCCUCACCCUGGAGCUGUCCCCAGACAACUCCCUCCGAAGGGGGGAAGAGAACCAGGGCGAGGCCGGGGCCUACAGCAGCGCAGGGCUCAACAACAGGAUCCUCAAGCCCCUGCUGUCUCCUGUCCAUGAGGCCGAUGGCCCCAGCAGAAUCAGGCCCUCCUCCUCUAAGGAGUCUGAGUGUGACCUGCAGGUGGAGGAGAAGGAGCGUAAGCUGGGAGAGUCUACUCACAAGCUGGCCCAGCCCCGCUCCCUGUACAAACACGCCCACAUCCCGGCCCAUGCCCAGCACUACCAGAGCUACAUGCAGCUGAUCCAGCAGAAGUCUGCCGUGGAGUAUGCCCAGAGCCAAAUGAGCCUGGUCAGUCUGGUCAGCCGCGGUGACCCUGUGACCCCCAGAGACAUGCUGGAGCCCAAGAAGGAGUGGAAGGUGAAGAUCCGCAGCGAUGGCACGCGCUACAUCACCAAGAGGCCCAUCAGGGACAAGCUGCUGAAGGAGCGCGCCCUGCGUAUCCGCGAGGAGCGCAGCGGCAUGACCACAGACGACGACGCUAUCAGCGAGCUGAAGAUCGGGCGAUACUGGAGCAAGGAGGAGAGGAAGCAGCACGCGGUGCGAGCCAAGGAGCAGAAACAGCGCCGCGAGUUCAUGAAGCAGAGCCGCGCCGACUGCCUGAAGGAACAGGCCAGCCUGGAUGACGACAAGAAGGAGCCCAAUAUCAUUGAGCUGAGCCACAAAAAGAUGAUGAAAAAGAGGAACAAGAAAAUCUUUGACAAUUGGAUGACUAUCCAGGAACUUUUGACCCACGGUGCUAAGUCGCCUGACGGCACGCGAGUGUACAACUCCCUCCUGUCUGUCACCACAGUGUAGGAGGCAGACAGGACAGGCCAGGCCUGGGGUGUAAUGUACUGUAAAUAGGACACUACCGAUUGGGGUACAGAUUUCUGCCUCGUUCAAUGUGGCAACAUUUUGUAAAUAUUAAACAGGUAAAGCCUUUCUGAAGGACCUUUUGGCCCCUGUGGGCGGUUGAGAGAUACUUUACAAAGUGUUCCAUGGACUUUGAAGAUGAUUAUUGACAGGAUAAUACUGUUUUCAAAUGCUUUCAAUAACUUUCCCGCUGGGCACAUUUCCAACUGGGCAUUUUGGCUCAACGUAAUUUCAUUGAAAUGAUGUGGAAAUGACGUUGACUCAACCAGUGUGUGCCCAGUGAGUUUCUACCUUUGUUCUGUGUGUCAAGACCGUUUGUCAUAAGUAAAAAGCAGCCAACAUUUA
This is a messenger RNA of Oncorhynchus kisutch (coho salmon), 3709 nucleotides long. RefSeq names its product E3 ubiquitin-protein ligase PDZRN3-B. The transcript is spliced from 10 exons. Gene Ontology annotation, molecular function: ubiquitin protein ligase activity; protein binding. Gene Ontology annotation, biological process: neuromuscular junction development; protein ubiquitination. Bases 125 to 3307 code for a protein of 1060 amino acids. The record is from RefSeq and is a predicted model, not a curated record. Lineage: Eukaryota; Metazoa; Chordata; Actinopteri; Salmoniformes; Salmonidae.